This is a messenger RNA of Vespula vulgaris, 15800 nucleotides long. Its product is annotated as protein couch potato-like. The coding region runs from base 1947 to 2924 and encodes 325 amino acids. The transcript has 9 exons. The record is from RefSeq and is a predicted model, not a curated record. Gene Ontology annotation, molecular function: mRNA binding. NCBI's taxonomy places the organism in Eukaryota, Metazoa, Arthropoda, Insecta, Hymenoptera, Vespidae.
ACCCCCAGUCUCGCCCUUUCACCCUACCAUACAUAGUCCUGCGCUCGCGCCUACCUCCGACCCAGAAAGCUCAUCGUAAGGCCGCCUCAUCCCUACAGUGGAGGUGGUGCUAGCGAUGGUGAGUGCUGGUGGUAGUUGGCGGAUGGACAAAACCGACACCCCACGAAUGUGUGUGUGCGCGCGCGUACCAACUCCCCUCUCACCUGGCUGUUCGUUGCGCUCGUUGCGCUCGUUCAUGGCCCGUCAGUCUAUCGGUAGCCUGCGUACCAGUUGUGUCGCGGUGCUCGUGUAACGACGUCGUUAUUAUCUUUACUUAUAUAUAUAUAUAUAUAUAUAUAUAUGUAUAGAUAUAUAUAUAUAUACACAUAGAAAUAUAUAAAUAGAUAUAUAUAUAUACAUAUACAUAUACAUACAUAUACCCUUUGGCGUUACGUUGGCUCGUUUUUAUAACGACUCGCCUUACUAUACUCUCGAACGUCCCGUUUUUACGUCCACGCGCGUUCACAUCGGAAGGAAGUAUCAGUACCCACGCCUACAUUAUCAUCGUUUGUCUUGUUCGUUCUGAUCGUCGCUACCAGUAAGCCCACCACCUACCCCAUUUGGAAAGUUGCGCGCGCGUCCUCAUCUCGCGCUUUUCUGCUUUUAUGCACGAAACGUCCUCCUCCUUCUCCUCUACGUCGUCGGCAUCGUCGUCGUCGUCGUCGUCGUCGUCGUCGUCGUCGUCGUCGUCGUCGUCGUCGUCGUCGUCGACGGAGUGGCAGAGAGAAAGAGAGAGAGAGAGAGGCCUGUGAAAAUCUGGUUAAUAAAAAUAAAAAAAUUUGGAUACCGUAUGUGCUCGCACGCAAAGAAGAUCGUCGUUAAUCGAGGUGGAACAAACGAAAGGUGUUCUUCGAAUGUGAACGGAAGUUGCAACGUCACCAAAGAGAGUAAUGAUCGGCAAAUGAUCGGUGGUGCCGAACGCUGAGAAAUACAACGGUAGAUCAAUUUAUUUGCUCUUCUUUUUGACACAUCAAAUAGUUUUUUAAGUUAAGUCAAAAGGAGAGGAGAAACAUAGAGUUGCACACACCGUGCGCGUGUGUUCGUAUGUGCGGUGUGUAUCGAUUGCUCGAAAAUAGACGCGUGGGAACACCUGCAGGCUACGUAGACAUUCGCGGGCCCUCUCGUCCAUCCAUCUCGUCUCUCUCUUUCUCUCUUGGACAUCGCUCUUUCUCUCCCGUCUCCGUCUUGCCUUCUCGCUCUAUCUUAAAGACCCUUAGAGCGAACGCGUGACAGGUGCAUCGGUGACGACGGUGGCAGUAGCACCGCGACUUGCUUGGCCCUCGGCCGUCGUUGUUAUCGUUGGUGGUGGUUGCGGUGGAGGUGGUGGUGCAGGUGGUGCUAGUGCUGGUGCCGUCGUUGUUUCGUUUGGUGGAGGAGAUCGACUGUUGGUAGUGUUGGCAGUGGUGGUAGUGCUAGUGGAGGUGGACGUAGUAGUGGUGGUGGCGGCGGCAUCAGCGGCGACGGAGGAGGAGGAGGAGGAAGAAGAAAUAGAAGAAGAAGAAGAAAAAGAGGAAGAAGAGGAUAAGGCAAAGAAAGAAACGCAUCGUAAGAAGCGGAAGAAGAAGUGAACGAAGGGGAAUUAGAAAGAAAAGGAAGUGGAGGAAGCGGAAGUGGGCGGCAGUGAAGGAGGACGAGGAGGAGGAGGAGGAGGAGGAGGCGGUGGUGGUGGUGGUGGUGGUGGUGGUGGUGGAGGUGGGAGAGGGGGAGGUGGCAAAAGGGCCGAUUUUUUCUCCUCGAAAGUUUACUUCCACCGAUACGUCCUGGAGGCGCCCGUCGUCUUCGCCGGUUCAACCAUAACGCCUCCCGCUUUAAAACGCCCGAGACGGGAUACGGUGGACUCCUCACCGCCACCCGCUCGUACCGCAGCUUCCGGUAAACCCGGACCGUCCGGCAAAUUAGCCUGCACGAUGGACGCGCCGCUCUCUCAGAGCAUGGACUCCGUCAACACGGUGGCCACCGGUGAGGACGAGGUGCGCACGCUGUUCGUGAGCGGCUUACCGAUGGACGCCAAGCCUCGAGAACUGUACCUGCUGUUCAGAGCAUACGAGGGUUAUGAGGGAUCGUUGCUGAAGGUUACGAGUAAAAAUGGAAAGACGGCGUCGCCGGUGGGCUUCGUGACUUUCCAUACGAGGGCUGGUGCGGAGGCGGCCAAACAAGAUCUACAGGGGGUUAGAUUCGAUCCUGAUAUGCCACAAACCAUACGUUUGGAAUUUGCAAAAAGUAACACAAAGGUUAGCAAACCCAAGCAACCAGCCGCUGCAGCAGCCACCUCGCACCCUGCUCUGAUGCACCCUCUAACUGGACACAUAGGAAGCCCAUUUUUCCCUGGUGGUCCUGAACUAUGGCAUCAUCCAUUGGCGUAUUCAACAGCUGGAGAAUUACCAGGAGCUCUACAACAUGCAACGCUGGUGCAUCCAGCGUUACACCCUCAGGUCCCCGCUCCUAUGUCUUUACCACAUCCGACGACUUUAACAUCAAUACACGCAUCGCUGCCACACUUCUUACCAUCACCGGCAUUGGCGUCACCCGUUGGAUCGCCGUCAUCACAGCCGAAUAUCGCAGUUAGCAACGCUCCGUGCUCCACCCUGUUUGUCGCUAAUCUCGGUCAAUUUGUGUCCGAACACGAGCUUAAGGAUAUCUUCAGCAGUUUCCCUGGUUUCUCCCGGCUUCGUAUGCACACGAAGGGAGGGUCACCGGUGGCCUUCGUCGAAUAUCAAGACGUACGCUACGCGGCACAGGCGAUGUCCACUCUCCAGGGGUCCCUUCUCCUCUCCUCCGACCGAGGAGCGAUAAGAAUCGAAUAUGCAAAAUCAAAAAUGGCCGAGGUGGGCUUUACAAAUCUCUGGAUCGAAGGAUCAAAGAGAGAAGAAAACGGGCAACCUUAAGAUCGACAUUAAUGGGAUAUAAGAAGAAAAGCAAGAGAAAAACGGCAUAUUCUUACGGAGAAGGGAAAAAAAGCGCUGGCGUUCAUAAUGAAUUGGAAGAUUUCGCUAUGGCACAACAACACGAUGACAAACAACAGGAAACACAGCACAACAAAAACAAAAAGAACAACGACAAUUGGAUAUAUAUCGGGCGUAAAAAAUUUCCAAUUUAAUAUGGAAAAUGAAAAUAUAGAUAGGCGCGUAUUAACGUAUCGUAAAGAGUAACGUAACACACGCACAUACACAUACAUCUACAAAUACAUGCGAAAUAAAACAGGUAUUUACACGUACAUACAGAGAAGAAGUAAAAGAAAAAUGGGGAGAUACGAAAAUAUGAAUCACGAGGACGGGGUGAGGAGAGUCGUUCCACCUUGAUCCGUGCAGCACCAAUAGAUAAAUUUUGUAAUUUAUUCGGCGCAAUGGCGUUGGUUCGCGUCUCGCCGGGGGCCCAAUAAUCGUGUAUUCCUAGGUAUACAUAAUAUUUUUAAAGAAUUUAUCUUACCGAUUCGUAGCCGUGCGUUUUUCCCUAUAUAUAUAUUUUUUUUUAUUAUUAUUAUUAUUAUUUUCGCUGAAUUAUAUAUCAGAUGGAUGGACGACGACGAAGUGAAAGAGGAGAGUGAGAAAAAAAAUCAAGUCAUGCUGCGUGAGAUGAGGAGAAAAUGUGUGCGAGGAAGAGAAAGAGAAAGAGAAAGAGAAUAAAACGGAAAGACGAAAGUCGAAAAAAAUGAAGGAAGAUAACAGUCGACGAUAGAAACAAAUGGAUACGAAGGAUCCGCAUAUCGAGGAGUAUGUAAUUGAAGCUAAUUAAAGCUAAUUAUUAAAGCGCAAAACCACGCUUGUGCAUAGCCUUGUUGUCGAAAGACGAUCGGUUCGUAUUAUAAAUAAUGUAAAGAAGACAAAGAUGACACUUACAAAGAUAAAAAAAGAAGAAUAACGGAGAUAUCACACCGAAGAGCACAUAUAAUUUAUUUGCACGUCGCGCACAGAAGAUCGAGUAAGAUUCUCCUUAGGAGAUAAUUCGUGCCUCAAAACGCCGGCGAUGACGUCUCGACGUUCAUCAUAAAAAAAAAAAAAAACGGAAAAGAAAGAAGAACGCAACGAGCGUGCGCGCGCUGUCGUCUUGACGAGAAAAAGAAAGAAAUUGCGAUGAAGAGAGACGUAUGAGAAAAAGAAGAAAAAACAAAUAGAAUAAUUAUAUUAUCCAAUAAUAACAUUAAUAUAUACUAAUACUAAUAAUAAUAAUAAUAAUAAUAAUAAUAAUAAUAAUAAUAAUAAUUAUAAUUAUAAUUAUAAUUAUAAUAGUAAUAAUACUAAUAAUAAUAAUAAUAAUCAAGCGCUCGCGCAAGUAACGCUAUCCUUCGCAGCUUUUUACUUGAGACUAUAAGAAUUAACGAGGAAGAAAAAAAAAGAAAGAACAAAAAAUAGGUUUUAUACAAGAUGGCUAUCGUCGCCAUUGAACAAACGAUCUCUGUAAAUAACGGUCGGUUAUUUGAUUUUUAAGACGAACGACGAAGGAACGUUUUCGGUCGAUGCUUUCGAGAUGACUAAUUAGCGCGCGCGCACACGAACACAAACAUACAUCUUUUAUGGACAAUGUUGAUGAAGAGAGAUAAACGAAAAAAUAAGAGGAGCAAGCGUCGAAGGCUCGUAGAUGAAGUUACGUAUUUAUUAUACAAAGAGGAAGACGAGUUAUGUACAUCAAGCUUAAUACCAAAGGUGCCCUAAGAUGCGUGUAUUUAUGUUUUAUUAUCGGUGGAUUGCGAAGGUGCGAGCCAUAUGCGUUGCAUGAAUAUGUAUCUUGUUGAUAGAUGUGCAUCUAUUCACAUAGAAUGGAUAAAACGAAAGAACGUGGGUGUUCAGGUGGGAUGUUUAAGAGGAUGAUGUUGGUAAGGGAAGGGAAGGGUGUGAUAGAAAAGAAAAUAUAAAAAAUAGAAGAAAAAGGACGAAAGAUUUAGUAUGGUUUAGCGAAAAGGAUUAGAAGGGAGAGAAAGAUGAGGGGAGGGAGGGAUAAGAGAGAGAAAAAAGAUGGAGAAAAAUUAUUAAAAAAUCGAACGAGUAUUAAGUGAUAACCUUAUUCAUAUACAUAACGAAUGUGAACAUAUCAUAGGAUUAGGCGAUUAGGCAAGGGCAAAGAAAAAACGUGAGAAACAUUAUUAAACGAUCUGUUGUCGUGAUGUAUCGGAGAAGGAAAAAAAGAAAAAGAGGAAAAAAAAACGAGAGAAGAGAAAGCAGACAGAACAGGUGUUUUGCCAUGCGUGCUAGAUAAAAAAUAAACAGCGGCCAACUCGGCACGUAAUUUGUCCAAGUGCCUUCCCGUUGGUCGAGUCAUGCUUUAAUCGUAAACUGUAGAUAAAAGAGAAAAAAAAGAAUCUCUCGUCCGGAUGUUAAACGUCUGAAAAAAAAGACUAAAAAUUCAAUGUUUAUGCCUCUAGCGCUGUUUUUUCUUUCUUUCUUCUUUUUAUAUAUACAUAUAUGUGUAUGUAUGUAUGUAUGUAUGUAUGUGUAUAUAUGUAUAUAUAUAUGUAUAUAUAUAUAUAUAAUCAUCCACCGGAUUUAGGACGGUUUUAAGGCAAAAUUUUCCGCGUCUCCCUCGGGUCUGUUAAUGGCGUUAAUGCCGUAUCGAAGAUGUCGAGUAAAAACCUUAAACCCGCUGUUGUUAGAAUUAAAUCGAUAAUCGAAUAAAGCCGAGUUAGAUGAAAAAGAAUAAAAUAAUAAUAAAGCUCGUGUCAUUGCCUUAUGUAUAUAGGUACACAUUUCAUGCAGAAAUUAAAUGACGAAUAAUUGCAUUUUAGAGAUUUUAAAGAUAGUCCAUGUUUUAAAUCGCAAAUCGUCGGAGUAGUUCUUACUGUAUAUGUCAAUAUAUUUGGCGUUCAUCGAUAAAGGACAAAAACAGAAAAAUCCAUAAGAAAAAGAUCAAUAGGAUUUCUAUUGAUCAUCAUCCAUACAUCAAAAUGCCGAUAUGUGACACCCAGUCGCGAUUUUUGCAUUUUAAAACUCGACGCUGACAGGAUAUGAAGGGAGAUGGAUGGAUAAAUAAAGAAAGAUUAAAUAAUUAAUUAAACAAAGUCGUGAUUGAAGGAAGAAAGGAUCUUUUCGCGACGUUCACGAUAUUUUACUUUUUUUAUUCUUUUUUUCUUUUUUAAAUAAUAUAAACUCGUAACAAGAGAAUAGCGCUAGAGUUUCGUGGAUUUAUGAAAACUGUAAUUGGUUUCACACCCUUUUUGUAAUAUCGACGAGAAAUGUUUUCGAAUAAUUUCGGUAGACCGAUCACGAUCGUCUCGCCUCUCGUUUUCCAUUUUCCAUGAUAAGGAAAGAGAGAGAAAGUAUUUAUGUUCCAUCGCGAUAGACACAUAUCCUUAGCCGUCCUAAUAUCGCACUCGUGUAAUAAACUCACUAAUAUCGGUGGAGUCUGGAUAGGACAGAACAAUCAAUGCGUUCGUAAUUAUUUUUAAUAGACUAUAAACUAUGAAUCGAAAGUAUAAAGAGCGUUCGCCGAGUAUUGCUCGGCUGAAUAACGUUCAUUAAUUAAGCCCGACAUAUUAAAUGUUUCCGCGUACGUUCGGGAUGUCCAGCGCGCGCAAAAAUCGCUGAGAAUCGACCGUUCAACUUUGCCGACGUAAUUGGGUGAAAAAAAUAAUAUAGAAGAGAAACUAUGAAACCAAAAAGAAAAAGUAAAAAGAAAGAAGAAAAGUAAAAUGAAAGAAAGAGAAACGUGUGGGGACUUUUCAUAUAAGUCGGGACAAUUGAUCGCGCAGUGGACGUUCGUAUAGUAUUUUAUCGUUCUUUCAGAGAGAUUGAAUAAUCUCUUGCGUAGAUGAAAAAGAAAUAGAAAAUAAAAAAAUAGGAAAAGAAGUAGGAAAAAGAAGAAGCACAUCUGUUGAUACAUUUGUUCGUUGAUCCGAGGACGGAUCGAUGAAUUUACAUUUACAAUUAGACGAAUUAUAGUGUUGAUAUUAUUGAUUAUGAUAAUAUCGAAUAAAUAUGAAAUAUACACAUACAUACACAUACAUACAUAUAUACACAUACAUAUAGAGCGGGACCGAAUUAUCGUUUCAGGGAAAACGAUGGCCGAAAGCAUCAUAUCGUGUGGAAAGUGAUAAGAGUACGUUGCAAAUGGUAUUCAGGGUCGUUAUACUGUCACGCAGAUAUAUGUAUAUAUAUAUAUAUAUAUAUAUAUAUAUAUAUAUAUAUUUCCUAAUUUCGGAUUAGAUUAAAAAAGCCCAAAUUACAGGAAAACGCGAGCGACCGUUUUGAGCAAUUUUGAGCAAAAAUUUUAUAAUAAAGGGGAAAGCAAGUCCACGUACGAAAGUAACAGAAAAUAAAAAGAAUUUUCAAUGAGUAAAUAAAUAAAUCAAACGAGAUAGAACGUCAUGGAUAUUCAAAAUUGCAGUAUACACGUACAAGAUAUCGAUAUACGAGUUAUAUUAUUUUUAAAUCAUUCCAUGAGGACAAUUUCGAUUUCGCGUUUUUUGAUUGAGGUUGUGCAUCAAGGCAUUCUCAAAGCGUAUUUUAAACUUACAAGUUCGAUCCGUCCUUUUUUGUACGGUUUCUUUUCUUUAUCCUACUUCAAUAAAUGCCGAUAUUUUAAUAUGAUUCAGUAUGCUUCUUGGUUCGAUAUAUUCCAAAGAUCAGUGUAACUCGUGGAAUCGAAAUUUUAUUGGCAAAUUCCUAUCGAACGUAAAGAAAAAAAUAAAUUACUUCUUUUUUAGCAAAGUCGCGGGCAUAAAAUAUCACGAACGAAAUGUAUUCUUGAAUUGAUUUUUUUUAGUGAACUCUAUUUUUUGCGCGAUGUAAAUUUUCUGAAUUAUCACGUACACAUGAUGGGUUACAAUGCAACAAUAUGCAAAUUAUAGCACGUAAUAGAGCUUAUCGCAACUUGAUUAAGAAUUUCACCUUAAAAAAGUUAAUGCACGUGAUACGAAACACGAGUCGCGCUGUUCUUAUUUCGUUGGGAUUCUUUAGCGAGAGUAAACCCAUAGUAUUUAGUUUAUUAUUAUUUGCAACAACAAUGUAAAGGUUCGAUAUUUAUUGUGUGUUAAUUAUUUAUUUAUAUUCUUUAUCUUUACAUGGUGUUUUACGUGAUACGUUUUUAAAAAAUUUAAGUCGUUAAAUUUGAUUAUAGUUAUCGAUAUACGUAAAUUAUUACUAUUCAUGUGGUUUUAUUAUAGAUUGAUAUAUAUUCUGACGUGUCUACGUUUACGUCGUAUAUUUCUUUUUUUAUUUUUCUUGUAACUUAGCCGAGCAGCGAUAUUUCGAAUCGACCAUGAGUGAUUAAAUCGAAAAGAAUAGAAACGUUUUUUAAUUUAUUUUAUAUCUUGAAUAUCGUUGAAAAAUGAUUUUUAAUGCUAUUAUUAACUUAUUUAUGUAUUAUAUUAUAUUGAAGCGAAUUCGAAUGCAGUCGCUCAAAGGCUGCUUUCGAAAUUUGUACUUACGGUUAGAAAUGGUAACGAUUAAAAAGGGUAAUGCUUGUUAGACGUUAUUUUCAAAAGUAAUAGAACAGUUUUUGAAGCUGUGAGCCAAACGAGGCCUUACAUCCCAUAUCGAGGUUUCAGGGAAAAUUAUUAACAUUAACGAGCUGAACGUUGAAUAAUCUUGGAGUUCUUCGAACUUCAAUUUUUCUUUACCCCGCUCUUUUUUUUUAUUUUGUUCUCUCCCUCAUUUUCGUGUUUCAUUAAACAUUUUUACCAAAGAGCUCGCUUUAUAGUUAGGAAAGUACGUACAAUGAAACGAAGCGAUGAUAUAUUAUGGCAUAUUUUCUUCGGUAGAACGAACUCGGUCAAAUCAUUGUACACAUAUAUCCCUUGUAUAAUUAUUUAUUCGAAAUUCGAGAUUAAAUUUCUCAUAAUUAAUUCAACGUCGUUUAAAGGGCGAUUGCUUGAUGAAAUAUUUGAAUGAAAUAUAAUAGAAAUCGGUGAGAAGAUCAGUGUGCAAACAAUGCCAAAUAACUUAGUCAAUUGAAACCAAAAGCCUCGUAGGAAAACUCGUUAAUUAAUUUAUCAUCAUUGAAAUUCUUUUUUCCCUUGGGAGAUACACGAUUCGGUGCACGAAUUCGUUUCGUCGAGAAAAGAACGGUUCUCUUUUCGAGUCCGUUUUCGAAAGUAAAGAGUUACUUCGAUUAUCACUUUCCCUUUUUCAUUUUUUUUACUGUACGAACGCGAUUGCUCGAGCGUUGUCGCUCGAAAAGCUAUAUUUGAAAAAAGAUGUAGAAAAAAGAAAGAAAAAAAAAGAGGAAAAAGAAAAAAAAAAUAUCAAUGUAGGAAUAAAACGUACAUAGACCGACGAUCGCGAUAUACAUAUCUAUGAUCCGACGAACGAGCUUUGCCCGUGCUCUGCAUGCAAAUCAUCAAGAAAAUGAUAUAUGUAGGUACCGUACAUAUACAUAUCUCGACGUCUCGUGUGAUUAGCGAAAUUCUCUAGUUUCCCCGAUUGGCCUUUUCGACGAGGGAAAUCGACGAGACCCAAUCGACGAGAACGGUGUAGAUACGAAAGUAUAAUAUAUAUCUGUUCUCCUCUUUGCUUUUUGUAGAGUUUCUAUCACCGUAGUUUGAUAAAAUAUUUCGACAAAGGAGGAAUCAUCGGGAUCGGUGAAAUAUAGUGCGAAUUCAUUCCGUGUAAUCGUAACUGGUUUUCUGUAUUUUAGAUCGUAAGGGAACGUACUCGUUGUCGGCGAUCGACGACGGGUCGUUAGGUUGAAUUUUAAAGUGCUUUACAAGUGAACUAACUCAUAUCAGUAGAUAGUACUGCUAGUAUGUAAUUCUCUAGGGAGUAGCGUUUACGCGUAAAUAAGAAUAUUAGAAUAAUAUAUAUGUAUAUAUAUAUAUAUAUUUAUAUAUAUAUGUAUAUAUAUAUAUUAAAAGUGAAUAUAUAUAUAUAUAUAUACACAAACAUAUGUAUAUGUAUAUACACGUUACGAAAAUAGAAAAAGACGCAGAGAGAGAGAGAGAGAGAGAGAGAGAGAGAGAGAGAGAGAGAAAGAGAGAAAAAAUAUAUAAAAGAAAAAAUAAAAACACACACAUAUACAAACACAAACUUGCGUAUAAUGAAGAGAAAAAUAUGUACAUUGUCUAUCAGAUAUUUUGUACCGUAAUAAGGAAACAAAGAAAAAUAAAAAGGAGAAGGAAAGGGAAAAAGAAAAUAACAAGAUUACAAAGAUAAUGAAAGAACGAUGCAAGUAGGAGAGGAAAGAGGAACUAUUCUAACGACUCCAUUACUUUUUUUUUCUUUUGUACAAUUUAUUGCAAUAUCAUUAUGGUGUAAAUUACGUUAACAUAAAAAAUUUUCGUAAAAAAUUUACGUAAGCACAAUUGCUAUGCGAAAAUAUAGAUAUGUGAAAAUAAGAUAAACAAAUUCGAUAGAAAGCGUGUAAAAAGUUCACACAUACAGACACAUAUACAGGCAUACACAUGCACACAUACAACAUACAACACAGAUAUAAACGUACACAUAUUACGCGAUAAAGAUUUUUCGCAAUGAUGUGAAUCGGUAUCGCUGGAAAGAGAUAAAUGAUGCGUGAAUUCGCACCAAUGAAAUGUAUUUUCCAUAAAAGCAGUUCACAAAAAAACGUUUGUUAUCGCAUCGAUCUCGAGUGAUAGUCGAUCUGUCAACACGAUUACAUGAUAUGAGACGAUUACUAGAUAACAUCGUCUUAUGCAGGACGUUUACCUUUCGCGACGAUUUUUGUCAACGUUCAAUGUCGUUCAUCAUAAGCCGAAAGCCUUCAGAGAAAAAUAUAUGAAUGAAGGAGCAUAAGAAGUAAAAAAUGAGAAACGAGAAAUAAAGAAAAUAGAAAAUUACAAAAUGGAACGUCUUGCGUUCUACAUUGAAGAUCGUCUUACAAAAUCCUCUGCUUUUCUUGCUACAGGCUAUCGACCAAGAUGUGUUGAAAUGCGAUGGAAAGGGUUGUGUUUGAAAAGGUUGAAUGGUCGUGAAUAAAAGAAAAGCAGAAAAAAGAAAACGCGUGAGAUCGUUCUAGUUUGCACUUGUAUAUAUCUUCGAAGAAGUUUUAAAGAAAAUAAAAGAGGAUAAAAAGUAGAAACCUGGGGUACUCGAGGUUAUCUACCCUCGAGUUAGUCGAGAUCGAACUUCGAAAGAAUAUAUUCUUAACCAAAGAUUAGCAACGUAUGUAUAUCCUUCCAAAGAUUAUAAGAGCGAGAGGAAAGAGAAAGAGAGAAAUAACGAAGAAGAAUAACAUAAAAGUGAAGAAAAGGCGAAGUGAUAAAUGUUGAAAGGAAGAUAACUUAGAACACAAAAGUUUUAUCUGUUACAAUCGAAGAAAGAAAUCUCGAUCGUUUAUCGUUUCAUCGAUCGUGAGUGUCGAUCCCAACGAAAUUCAUCGAUUAAUUCGAAAUAAAAAAAGCACCUUUCUCUUCCUUUUUUUUCUUUUUUUUAGGUAAGGAUCAGUAAAAAGUAGCGGGAGGAAAAAACUCGCGAUUGACGAUUUAGAAAAAAAUUUUGUCUUUGGCUCGGUAAAUAAUAAAUUGCUAGCUAAUAAAUAAAAAUUGGAUAAUAGUUUGAUAGUCGAUCGGCAACGAUUAGAUCUUUCCAAAGUUUUAUACAAAAUUAUAGAUACACCCUUUUGAGAUUCAAAAUACGCGUCUAGUUUGCGAUAUUUUAAACUCAAGAAGAAUGCGAGCCUUAUAGCUAAGUUUUUAAGUUUUUCGAAAUCUACGAACCGAGCUUAACAAGCGAGAUAAGUCAUUAAUACAUAUCGUUAUAUUAACGAAGAUAAAAAGUCGAGUCAUAUUAGCUCGUUUAUAAAGGCACGAGCAUUUAGGCGGACCGAAUAUUGAAAAAAAAAUGCUGACACGUAAAUUUUUUUUAAUUUUUUUCUUUUUUUUUUUUUUCUUUACUAUUUCCUAAUGUAAGAAUCUACGAAGAAAAUUUUAUCAUAUAUAUUAUAUUAACGAUUACUGUGAAACUAUAUAGUAUGGUGGUUGUGCGUAGUUCAACGUAUUUAGAAAAAGAAACUAGCCUUUUGGAGAUUUAAUCAGAAAGAAGCAUUUAAUUGCUUGGGGUUCAAUCGACGAAACAGAUAUCAGUAUUAUUCUUACACUAUUCCGUCGAGAUCCGUCGUGUUCUUAUUUGAACAACUACAGUGAAACUCAUCGAAACGAUCUAACAAGGCAGAAACAACAAAAAACACAACGUCCAGGAGUGUCGUCGUAUAUCACGAAUGUUCAAUGAUGUUCGUCUAUCAUUCCAAGGGCAUAUUUUUUAAACCGAGUUCUGUGUUCCCAUAGCGUGCACAGUGUACGUCUAUUUUCGCUGUUUUUCUUUAUGAUUAUGAAUAACAUUAGAUGCAUUAUAUUCUGUUGAUACUAUUAUUACUUACGUAAGUAUCGAUCACGAAUGAUCGUUAUCAUAUGUGGCAAGAAAAGAAAUAGAAAAAAGAAAAAUAGAAAAAUGACAAUUAUCAUUUUUGUUUUAAACUUCAGCUCCAAUUAAAGAGCAGGUCCAUUAAGCGUUUAUCGGCGUACACAUGCUCUUCCGUUCAUGAGAACGAAAGCACGCUCAUCCUGCAUAUUUUCUCGGAAAAUGAACAUUUUUUUAUUUUAAAUCUAAGAUUUAGCGUCUAAGAUUUUUCUAGGAAUUUCGUUCCUACUUAUAUAAAGUUGUACGAAAAAAAUUAUGGAAAGUAUGAAAAGUGGGCUAAAAUUUCGAGUGAUUAUGAAUGUAUUAUCAAUGUAAGAACGAUUACUAUUAUAUUAUAUAUAUAUAUUAUAUAUAUACAUAUGUAUAUAUAUAUGUAUAUGUAUACAUACAUAUGUAAUAUAUUCUUUAUAUAUGUACAAAUCGAAAAAGUUCGCGUCAGGCAGGCACAGCGAUUCUUUGCGUAUCAGGUAAACAUCACGUGAUUAUGAAUAGCUAAUUCAUCAAUCAUUUAUGCGUAGGCAUCCGACGAUCAUAAAGCUAUUUGAUUGCGAUACUUUUUUAUUGUCUUGUUAAUGUCUAUGUUUAAACCAAAGCCAUUUCAAAGCAUGUUAAUUUAUGUUAACGAGAAGUACCAAGUAUUCGGUAGAGAUCGAUGUAACGCGAAGUAUGAAUUGUAAUUCUUAACUCGAUAUGAGCUGAAUGAAAUACUCAUUCACAUUCGUAAAGAUCUUUAUGCUCGUCACCAGAAUAAUAUCGAUUCGAUUUAUUUAAGCAAAACAGGUUAAACAGCGAGAUUUCCCGGAUAAACGAAGGAACGAUAAAAAAAUAAUAAACUUGUUGUUUGUUUCGGAAAAUAUAGGAUACGCUUGCGAGGAAGUUAAUGAAUGGAUUGUGAUAUACAUACAUAUACAUACCACAUACAAAGCAUCGCAUACCGGCAGUAUAUUGUACGCAGUUAAUAACCGAAUUUGAACGUCCAAAAGGAGUAUUUAUGAGAUAAAUAAUUUAUUAACGUGUUCGUUCGAAGUCGUUCAUUCGACGUCGAUCUUCACGCGCGGAGUUCAUGCGUUGCAAUAUCGUCAUAUACUAUACAUAUCUAUACGUAUCUAGGUACAUACAAGCAAACAGACACACACACACACAUAUAAUAUAUAGAAUUUCUCUGCUUUUAAGUAGUUUUGAAGUAACAUUCAACGACCAAAUAUACAAUAUUUCGUAUUAAACCAUUGCGAGUCAAGAAACCAAAGUUCUCUCUACUCCUCGAUAGCGGUCAAACGAUACACUUGUCAGCUGUUAUAAGAUUUAAUCUAUUCGUCGAUGAUGUUUCUCCGCGCGUAGAUACUCUAAUAAGAAGCUAAAGAAAAGAAGACAAAAUAAGACAAGACAAGACAAGACAAGAAAGAGAUCACAGUAAUAAUCAUGAAUUCAAUAAUAUGUCACAAGCAUAUACAUAUUUUGAAUGAAAGUAUGAUGAAAGGGCAAUUAAUAGACCAUUGAAUGGAUAUUUUUUAUACUCUUAAAGUGGAAAAUAAUACAUACAUACAUACACAAAUACAUGGACACAUAUACAUAUGAUAGUUAACAUUUAAGAUCGGACAGUAUAUAUGAUAGGGUUGAAAUUUAGGAGAUCAUGGGAGGAGAAGUUAAAAACAAAAAAAAAAUAUAUAAAUAGGUAAACAAAGCAGAGGAAGAAAAUUUGUAAAGAAAGUACCGUCUACGCAUACAGAAAUAGCAAUGAUCACGAUACUGAUACUAAUGACAAUGGAUUGGGGUAGGAUUAUUUUUUAUCCAACUCGCGAAGUAGGAGGUAACGCUCAUACGAGAGGGAAUUUUGAAUUUGAAUGCAUGAUCGAGUGACUUGCGUCGUUUCGUAAUCGUAUCUUAAUGAAUGCGUAAUAGCAGGUUUGAAUUAGUUUAGGGAACGUUUUGAGAACGUAUAUUCUUGCAAAGAAAAGAGUUGGUAAUGGGACAGAAAGAUUAUGCGAUGGAAAGGAAUAGAGAGAAAGAAAUAACUUGUGAAUGAAUCUUAAAAUCGAAGUAGCGACGACGACGACGACGAUGUUGACGUUGAUGAUAAUGAUGACAAUGAUGAUAAUGAUGAUGUCGAUCAUGCUGAUGCUGAUGCUGAUGAUGAUAAUGAUGAUGAUAAUAAGUAAUAUUAAUAACCAGUAGGAAUAAUCGAUAGUAAUAAAUUGUAGCAGCUUUCUGUGUAAGGUUAUUGUGAUAUCUAAGUAAUGGUAACUUUACCGUAGCGAUAUAAACUAAAGAGAAAAAGAAAUACACUCGACACACACACAUACACACACACACACACACAUACACAGACACAGACAAAAACAUAUACAUAUUGAUACAGAAACAUAAGAAUCUGAUAUAUUAGCGAGCGUAGGAGUAAAAUAAUUAAGCAGUAUGUCGACGAGGCUCCGAGCGCUGCCUCUUCAAUGGAAAAAAAAAGAAAAAAAGAAAAAAACAAUGAAAAAAAAAGAAAACGGUCGAUUCGCCACGAGAGAUAGUAAAGUAUAUAUAGCGGUGGGUGUCUCGAUAUAGCCGUUUCUCUCUCUUUUUUCUUUUUCUUUUCUUUCGUGCUUUUUCUUUUAUUGUUUUGUUUUUCUUUUUCCUUCUUAUUUGUCAUCUUUUUCGAGGACGAGGUUCGACACGACAAUCCGAGGCCUCGUCAAGUACUACCGGACACGCGAGGACCUUCCGAGCAUUUCGCGAAUAGCGAUUGUAUCGGCUGAUUAUCGUGUUUUAUCUUGAAAAUUCAAUUUUUGUUUAUCCUUUAGAAUAUUUCCUGUUUCCUUUUUCUUUUUUUUCUUCCGUCGUUUUUCUCUUACGACGACGAUAUAUGACCUAUAUAUGUCUACUCCUUUCAAGAAAGCAAAAAUUUGAACGAAAUUGUCGAUCAUUUCUCGGAAUGUCCACGUCGUGUCUGGAUCAAUCCGUCCAAACAUGUCUCGCGCCGAGGCAUUUGCACAAAAGCGUGCAUAUUAAUCAUUGGGACUACAAAAACAUAUCAUCGUAUAUAAUAUUACUAUAUAUAUAUAUAUAUAUGUAUAUGUAUAUAUAUAUACAUACAUAUAUAUAUACAUAUAUAUACAUAUAAACAAAAAUUAUUAAGCAAUAAGAUUUUAUUUAUAUGCCCGUAAAAAAAGUCGAAGUAAUAAGAUUAACAACAACAAAAAUAAAUAAAUAAAUAAAACCAUUAAACAUUACAUAUCAGUACGUGUGUCUGGGCAAGGAUUAGCUUACAUAUAUAUAAAAAUAAAUAAAUAAAUAUAUAUAUAAAUAUAUAUGUAUAUAUAUAUAUAUAUAUAUAUAUAUAUAUAUAUAUAUAUAUAAUCUUUACUUCGUCGUUGUCAGGCGUUAAUGUUAAACUUAAUUAUCAUUAAUUAAUUAUUAGAUUAUGAAAGAAUAUCUUCAGGUUCUAAGCAACAUUUGAAAAUAAUAAAACGUGCAAAUACGUAA